Molecule: messenger RNA, 777 nt
Organism: Closterium sp. Naga37s-1
Lineage: Eukaryota; Viridiplantae; Streptophyta; Zygnematophyceae; Desmidiales; Closteriaceae
Source: the annotation of a GenBank genome assembly
GAACGUGUGCCACGUGGCGCUGGGGCUGUGGGAAGGAUGCUACCUGCAAUGAUGAUGAUAACGUUGUGGGUUGCAUUUGCAAUGAUAAUACUCUUGUAUACAAUUACGACACCAUGACGUGUGAUGACGCGUGUGUCGGCCGGGACUGCGGCUUAGAGGCGUCGUGCAUUGGCACUGGUGCUCCCAUUCCUCCAUGUGUGUGCAACAAUAAAGGCUUUACCUUCGUCCAAUCUGACAAGACAUGCUUUGCUCCGUUGGUGCGCACGACGCUGCAGAUCAAAGGCCUCCUCAGCCCGCUCAUGAAUCUCACCUUCUCCACGGACGUGGCGGCAGAGCAGGCCAGCGGCACCACCGCGUGCAGCAACGUGGGGCAGGAGAUCUACGGCGAGACCGAUAUCACAGUCGUAUGGAACGCCUCCAACCCAGCCUCCAAUCCCACCUCAACCUCAACGUCAGCCUCGCUGCAAGGGGCUGCGGCUGGCGCAGCCAUGUGCAGGAGCCUGUCAUUCUACUCCGGCCUGUGGUGCGAGGAGGACCUGGCGCUGACAAUCUCACGCCCACGUCCUGUGAAGCGCGGCCGUGCCACUGCCUACCCCGCCACGAAAAAGACUGUCAAAGACGUCUAUUCGGUGCAAUCAGUUGGCUGCGAGAUCACCACGUGUCACAAGGAUUGUGGGGCUGCUGAGUGCGUGGUGAAGGAGGGCCAGCAGCAGUGCCAGUGCCCCGAGGGCCUCGUGUUCAAUGCAGCCAAGAAGCUCUGCCGUGCUGCUCCUCCUC